Haliotis rufescens (red abalone) is the source of this 1528-nucleotide messenger RNA. RefSeq names its product prostaglandin F2-alpha receptor-like. The transcript is spliced from 3 exons. Gene Ontology annotation, molecular function: G protein-coupled receptor activity. NCBI's taxonomy places the organism in Eukaryota, Metazoa, Mollusca, Gastropoda, Lepetellida, Haliotidae. The record is from RefSeq and is a predicted model, not a curated record. Gene Ontology annotation, cellular component: plasma membrane. Gene Ontology annotation, biological process: adenylate cyclase-activating G protein-coupled receptor signaling pathway; positive regulation of cytosolic calcium ion concentration; inflammatory response. Bases 206 to 1162 code for a protein of 318 amino acids.
UGUACCUCCUUGACACAGUAACCCUGCAGAACCAGUGGCCAAAGGAAUACCGGUCUCUGAUGUACCUCUGAGAUACCUACCGGCAUUGUGUAUGGGCCAAUGAAUGGAGUUUUUAACCGUCCGGGGUUGACGACGAUCGUGUAUGAUUGACUCAUGACCAUCUAUGAAAUGACAGGAAAGGCCACCGAGUCAGAAGACGCUAAUAAUGAACAGCAGCGUGUGUGAUGAUUUUAACGAAGCCGGAUCUACUCCCCUUAUUAACCUCGUGCUAACAGUCGCCAUUGUAUUUAUCCCGGGCCUUCUAGUUCACUGUGUUGCAAGAGCUCUUCUUGCAAAGGACAUCAAGAAAAACCCGAACCUUGUGAAAAAGCUUCUUGGAGCCCUCUGCGUAGUUGAUGUCCUGGGUAUCUUGUCAGCCACUGCUUAUCAAGUUGUGAAUGUUUUCAUCCCCGAACCAAGUUACUCUGCUUGUGUAGCUAUCGGUUUCUUUAACGGGUUUCUGUCUCAAGCAUCUAAUGCCUUGGCGACUAUCAUGGCGGUGGAGAGAUGUUUCGCCUUCAGCGUCACCUACUGGUACAUUGCUAAUAUCCACAGCUGGAAGCUAAAGGUUCCUAUUCCCUUCAUCGUGAUUUGUCUUAUCGUUGUCAACAUGCUUCCAGCUUUUGGCUUUGGACUGGUCAUGGAUCCUGAAAAACCCAAGCUCUGCAAAAUGUUACCUUCUGCUCCCAUUUCGCCCUCUUCGCGACUUAGUGUCUAUACCAUCGUUUAUGCUUCAGUUGGUCUCAUGUUUGCUGCUGUUAACAUCGUGUGUAACACAGUCGUAAUUGCUUCCCUGUUCAGAAUGGUUCACAAACGCGCGCCCCCCAAGCAGAAAUCGAUACUAGCAGAGUACGAGAUGACCAUAAUGCUGCUCUUCCUUUCGGUGAACUUCCUCAUUUCCUGGAUACCUUUCUAUAUUUCCGUGUUUCUGAACUACUUUGGGAAACGCAUACCUAAGAGUGUGAGCUUUUGUGUACGUGUUCUGGCUGGGGUGAGCUAUUCCACCGACCCACUGAUCUAUAUUGCUGCUAGGAAGAGCUACAGGGAUCGGAUCAGGACCAGAAUUUUGACAAUCUGUGGAAAUGACAAAUCUUCAAAGAGAACUGUUUCUGUGAUAACUUAACGAGACAAUGUCUUUACAGAAUUACAUCAAACAGGAAGCCGACUGUGUUGCAUGUAGAUUAUUGUAUGUAUUCACGAAGGUAGGAGGAUGUAUCUGUAUUCAAGCCCGUAAAUGUCUGAUGAUGUUACAAAAUUCGAUAGAUAGAAAGACAGACAAACAGACAGACAGACAGACAGACAGACAAUAUAUUAUAUCUAUAUAUUUGAAUAUAUAUUAUAUCUUAUCUGUUAUACAUUUGUGUCGAAUUUUGUAAUAUCGUGCCUAAAUGUUUUUACAGUAUUUUCGGUUGUUGAUUUGUGGUUAUUUGUUUGAAUGUUUGACCAUUCAGUGUAUCACUCAUUUACAUUCACGUUUUUAAUUCUAUAU